Messenger RNA from Ascochyta rabiei, 948 nucleotides. RefSeq names its product translation initiation factor eIF-2 beta subunit, variant 2. Gene Ontology annotation, molecular function: mRNA binding; translation initiation factor binding; translation initiation factor activity. The coding region runs from base 1 to 948 and encodes 315 amino acids. The transcript has 5 exons. Gene Ontology annotation, cellular component: eukaryotic translation initiation factor 2 complex. Gene Ontology annotation, biological process: translational initiation; formation of translation preinitiation complex; formation of cytoplasmic translation initiation complex. The record is from RefSeq and is a predicted model, not a curated record. Lineage: Eukaryota; Fungi; Ascomycota; Dothideomycetes; Pleosporales; Didymellaceae.
AUGGCUGAUACUGAAUCUGCCGAGCGCAAGCCCCGGAAGUCCGUCGCAUUCUCUGAGGGCACCACAAUCGUCGACAGCGAUGGCCAGGUCACCGAGUCGAAAGAGACCAACGGUGGUAAGUCAUCCGCUGAGAGCCACUCCACCGGCUCGCCUGCACUUGCGGGCGAUGACAAAGACGUCGAGGAAGUCACUGAAAUGUUUGCCGACCUAGCCAAGAAGAAGAAGAAGAAGUCGACCAAGAAGAAGGAGGGCGAGGAGGGCGAGGACGCCGCUGAAGGCGAUUUCUCUGCGCUGAAGAAGAAGAAGAAGUCGAGCAAGAAGAAGGUCGAGGAUGACUUCGAGGCCAAGCUCGCUGCCGCUGGUGGCGAUGCUGCUGAGGAGGAGGCACCCGCUGCCGAAGAGGAGGAGGUCCAGGAGGGCGACAUGAUGAAGGGCACAGGCAUCUGGUCGCACGAGAGCACAACCCCCAUCAAGUACGACAUGCUGCUGAACCGAUUCUUCACCCUCCUCCACUCCCAGCACCCCGACCUUGCCGGAAACAGCGUCAAGAGCUACAAGAUUCCGCCGCCGCAGUGCCUCCGUGAAGGAAACAAGAAGACCAUCUUCGCCAACAUCGCCGAGAUUUGCAAGAGGAUGAAGCGUACCGACGAGCACGUUACUCAAUUCUUGUUCGCCGAAUUGGGUACCAGCGGUUCCGUCGACGGUUCUCGUCGUCUGGUCAUUAAGGGUCGUUUCCAGCAGAAGCAGAUCGAGAACGUUCUCAGGCGGUACAUUGUCGAAUAUGUCACCUGCAAGACCUGUCGCUCUCCAGACACAGAUCUUUCCAAGGGUGAGAACCGUCUCAGCUUCGUCACUUGCAACAGCUGCGGUUCCAGGCGUUCAGUACAGGCCAUCAAGACUGGUUUCUCUGCACAGAUCGGAAAGAGAAGGAGGAUGAUCAAGACCUAA